GUUGGCAGAGUGCUCUUCCAAUUGCAAAAGUUCGCACUGCGGCUUUCUGCACAGUGUACGCAUGGAAUAAUGCUGUACCGGAGCUUCUCCGACAGUCGUCCCCAGUCAUUGUCAUUUACACACAGAGCAAGAUGUCGCAUGCGGCAUCUUCUGGAGACCCUAGCUUAAUCUACAGCGCACAACGGCAAUGUUGAUGUUUUGGGGGCUUACAGCGAUGGAUGUAAGCAUAGCCCCAACGGGCGUCCAUAAUCCCUCAAGAACCUCGCUAGUCAUCAUCAGCAGCAGCCUCGGGUCUUCAUCGCAACUUCAUCACAGUAUACCCCAUAUUUAUAGUUAGCUUCACUUUCCAGGCUCGCAGCGCCCGUAAGGAUGAGACUCAUUGAUGCCGCUCGACUUGAGCUCUGUAGCUUUAUGGAUGAAUCUCGGAUACCACGAUAUGCCAUCCUAUCCCACACCUGGGGCCCGGAUGAAAUCACGCUGCAACAGUUCACAGACCUGUCAUUGAGGGAUGACCGCCAUCUGAAAAAAAGUCACGGAUACUGGAAGAUAAAAAAAAAGCAUGUCAACAAGCCCUCGAGCACGGGUACGAAUACAUAUGGGUGGAUACUUGCUGCACUAUACAGACUCACCACCGAAGACAACGCCCUACGAAAAGGGUGGCAUAUGCCGCGGAAAAUGGCGGCAGAACGUACAUAGCUUUUCAAUACACACC
This is a messenger RNA of Alternaria alternata, 712 nucleotides long. RefSeq lists its product as hypothetical. NCBI's taxonomy places the organism in Eukaryota, Fungi, Ascomycota, Dothideomycetes, Pleosporales, Pleosporaceae. The record is from RefSeq and is a predicted model, not a curated record. Bases 370 to 696 code for a protein of 108 amino acids. The transcript has a single exon.